Messenger RNA from Patella vulgata (common limpet), 2426 nucleotides. RefSeq names its product amidase. The transcript has 11 exons. The coding region runs from base 102 to 1646 and encodes 514 amino acids. Gene Ontology annotation, molecular function: catalytic activity. The record is from RefSeq and is a predicted model, not a curated record. NCBI's taxonomy places the organism in Eukaryota, Metazoa, Mollusca, Gastropoda, Patellidae.
AGUACUGUGUACUGUUAUAGUUAUAGAUGCAAACGUUAUUCAGGACUCCACAGCGAAGACCGACUAACUAAAGAACGGACAACAGUACAACUAUACCAACGAUGGCCUCGGGACAGGGUUUCUAUAAAUCACCAGCUGUUUGUCCACCUACCGAAGAUGAUUUACAGAAAUUAUCAGAAGAAUUAAAUUUAAAAUGUACAACAGAAGAAAUACAGGCUAUAACAGCUCAAUUUAAAAAUACAGCAACUUCCUUCCAACGUUUAUCAGAACUUCCAGAACCCGCACUUCCGGUUAAAUAUCCAAGAGUUCCAGGUUACAGACCAGCAGAAAAUGACAACCCAUAUAAUGCAUGGAGUUGGAAAUGUGAUAUCAAAGGUGCGUCUACAGGUAAAUUGGCAGGUAAAACUGUGGGUAUUAAAGACAACAUUGCCGUAGCAGGAGUACCUAUGAUGAAUGGUAGUAAAAUAUUGGAAGGUUAUGUACCAGAAUUUGAUGCUACAGUCGUCACUAGAGUCCUAGACGCUGGGGGAAGAAUUCUGGGUAAAACAGCGUGUGAGGACCAGUGCUUCAGUGGAUGUAGUAGUACCUGUUCUAGCGGGCCAGUGAGGAAUCCGGUUGAUGAGACCAGAACUGUUGGUGGAUCUAGUUCAGGCAGCGCAGCCCUGGUGGCUGGCAAGGUGGUAGAUCUGGCUAUUGGAGGUGAUCAAGGUGGUUCCAUCAGAAUACCAGCAUCAUGGUCAGGUAUAGUAGGAAUAAAACCAACCUGGGGUCUUGUACCAUAUACUGGUGCCAUGCCUAUAGAACUUACAGUUGAUCAUCUCGGACCAAUGGCAGCCAAUGUUCACGAUUGUGCUCUUCUCUUAGAGGUUCUCGCUGGUUACGAUGAAGGACGAGAUCCACGACAACCACGUGAUUUAAAAGUUGAACCAUAUACCACUUUAUUAGAUAAAGGUAUCAGCGGGAAAAAGAUUGGACUGCUACAAGAAGGUUUCUCACUUUGUACGGAACAAGACGUCGCUCAAUUGGUAGAACAGGCUGCCCAGACAUUAACAAAGGCUGGAGCUAAAGUUGAAAAGGUUUCGGUACCGAUGCAUUUGGAUUCAUCCGCUAUUUGGACAGGAGUAUGCAUGCAGGGAGCAUAUAAUAACAUGAUCCUUGGAAAUGGAAACGGCUACCAAUGGAAAGGGUAUUACGCAACGUCGCUACAGGAAGCAUAUUUCCGUGGACGGACAACUCGACCGUAUGAUAAUUCCAAAGUUGUUAAAAUGCUGUGUUUGGUUGGAGAAUAUAUGAACAGAAAUUAUGGUAACAAAUUUUAUGCGAAAGGCCAGAACCUGACCACGGUAUUAACCCAAGCCUAUGAUAAAGUUCUACAGGAAUAUGAUGUCUUAAUUCUACCAACUUUACCAUAUAAGGCAUCAAAACUUCCACAAGCCGAUUGCUCAACUUCUGAAUUCUUUGACACAGCACUAUCGAUGGUAACUAAUACAGCAGCAGCCGAUUCAACUGGUCACCCCGCGCUCUCUAUAAACGCGGGAAAUAUUGAAGGACUUCCGAUUGGUAUGAUGAUCGUGGGGCGCCAUUUUGAUGAAACAACAGUAUUACAAGUGGCACGAGCGUUUGAGAAAAUUCGAGAUGGAAAAUAAGAAGAAAGUUAAAGUUUCGCUUUAUAUUUUCAGUUUUGCAGAAUAUUUUAAUAUAUAACUAUUUAGGGUUGUAAUAAAGUACAAUAAGUAUAAAGUUACUAAGCGUGACAGGGUUUGAUCACACCUUGGUAUCUCUCCCCCUAUGGCUUACAUCAUAUUCGAUUAGGCCUUCAAUUAUUAUCAAUCAAAAACAAAACACACGUCGCAAUCAAAGAAACCAAUCAAAAUAUCGCUGAGCAUGACAUACGCAAUAUCAAUUACAUUGUGUGAUAAAUCAAAAUAUACCACGUUGUUUUGUUUAUUUACAAUAAUCGACUGUUCCAUUCAUGACGACACUGCUAGGUAUCACACAGUAAAGUAGUAGGUCAGAGAUUUUCAUGUAAAUUUAUUUAAAGAAGCACAUCUUUUAAUAUCACUUAUAUUGUGUAAUAAAUCAAAAUAUAGCAAGCUGCUUUAUUUAUUAACAAUAACCCACAUGUUCAAGUGUCACACGUAUUGUUAAAAGCAGUGAUGUCAGGAGUUUUGGUGUAAAAAUAUUUAGAACAAAAUCCGAAUAGUAGAAGUAAAAAAACAGUAACAUUGUAAAGUCUAGCACUCCUUGAUUUAAUUAAUAUGCAGCAUGAAACAUGUUUACUGUCUUCGUUACGGCUCUAUAAAGCUUAACGGGAUGGAUUUGACCGAAUGGUUCAAUGUAGAUUGUUAUUAUUUUCUUGGUCGAAGGUUGUGGUUAAUAUAAUCAUUAAUUUCUUUUGAACUCCAUUAAACAACAUUGUAUUGUUA